Phaeoacremonium minimum UCRPA7 is the source of this 1332-nucleotide messenger RNA. RefSeq names its product putative aromatic prenyltransferase protein. Gene Ontology annotation, molecular function: transferase activity, transferring alkyl or aryl (other than methyl) groups. The record is from RefSeq and is a predicted model, not a curated record. Gene Ontology annotation, biological process: alkaloid metabolic process. Lineage: Eukaryota; Fungi; Ascomycota; Sordariomycetes; Togniniales; Togniniaceae. The transcript is spliced from 3 exons. Bases 1 to 1332 code for a protein of 443 amino acids.
AUGACAGAUGUUUUCCAUAACGCUCCUGUUUCUCUAGUCAGCCCAGCCCGAGGUGAGGUGAAUGGUGAGGGAGAGAUUCUAGAGACACUGAUGACGAGAAGCAGCACCGAGGUCUCUGUCUCGAAAGACAAAGAAGAUGGUGUGGCCUUUUGGACAAAGCACACGAAGCCCGUCGUGACUUCGUUGCUCAAAGCGGUCGGAAGCUAUACUGCUGAGCAGCAGGCAUCUCACCUAGAAUUUCUGGAGAAAUAUAUCAUCCCUAGCAUGGGACGCGCGCCCGAAAGAUCUCGCGCUAGAUCCCUUCUCACACCCAAUGGCUCGCCUUUCGAGACCAGCAUCAACCACAGCGACAAUGGCAAGUCAUAUGUGCGCUUCUGCUAUGAGCCGGUAUUUCCGGGGUCUGAUGGCGUCACCGAGAGCCCUAUUCCAGUCAUCGGAGAAAAGGUGGGUGCGGACUUGCGCUGGUUUAACCAAUUUGCCGCCGAGUUCUUCCCGUCCGAGGCAGACGAUGCGAUUCUGGCAGAGAAGGUGCCGAAGGACACGAUCCGCAUGCCCAAGGUAUUCCUCGCGUUUGAUCUCGUAGAAGGCAGGCAGACGAUGAAGGCGUAUUUCUAUCCCAUCAUCAAGUACAUGACCUCAAAGACCAACUCCGACAGGGCGGGCUUUGAUCUGAUCAAACGCCUCGAUCCGCUUGGUACAUCCUUUGGGCCCGCCCUAGAUGCCAUAGAGGACUACCAAAAGUUGUUGUACCAAGACCCGCCACUGACUGCUGUGAUCGGUAUCGAUUGUGUGAGCCCGGAGGCUGGUGCUCGUAUCAAGAUAUACAUCGAUCCCCAGUCCAACUCUUGGGAAACGGUCCGAAAGCACGUCACGCUUGGAGGCAAGCUGACGGACAAGACGACGCUUGACGGCUUGGCUAUCCUGAGCGAAUUGUGGAACCUGAUGAUCAAUGAGCCUGAGGACAAGGAGAUUGAACCUAACUUCACAAAAGAAGUCCGAGGCUCGCAGCCUAGCCCUAGUGGCGCUUGUUUCAGCUGGGAGCUAAAGCCUGGCCUGGCCAUACCUGAUGUAAAGAUAUAUAUCCCGUUGUGCCAGUACUUCAAAAGCGACAAAGCCAUUGUGGAGGCCAUGGAAAAGGUAUUCCGGAAGCGCGGAUGGGCUUGGGGUGUGGAGGGGGCUUAUAAGAAGGUCAUCUUUGAUGCAUUUGGAAGCGAUUGUGUUGAUGAAGAGAUUGAAACUCCAUACGUGCACACAUUUGUAUCCUUCAACUUCUCUGAGAAGAAGGGGGCGUAUAUGACGACAUAUGUGGCACCAUUUGUUCGAUUUCCUUAA